AAUUUUAAUCGUAAAAUGAAUUAUUGUACAACGAACUUAUUAGCCAGAUAAACAUGACGAAUAAAUGGCUACACGUUGGUCUUAUACAUCAUUUAUUGUUAUAAUGAAAUUGUACCCAUUUCUGAACAAUAUUACGUCACUUGAAUCAAUUAAGGAAACUCUGAAGAAAUCGAAUGAAGCGUAUAAAGCGAUAGUGGCAAACGAAUAUGUAUCGGCGUAAUCUCAUUUUCCUUGUAAAUGUUGAUAUAAAGCUACGGAGAUGAGAUCAGUCGUCGAAAAGCCAUGAAAGUGUCCCAAUAACUGUGUUCCUAGAAAAUACGUAAAUCAUACUGACAAGUGCAAAUCUCAGACAAGUAGUUUAAUUGCUCGAGUAAACGAACUCGAUCGUUGAUAGCGACCGCACGCGAAUAUUUUAAAAUAAUCAAGAAACAUAACUUAUGCUUUUACAAUACUUUUUAAUGCCAUUUCUGUUGGUGUUGUGAACGAUUUUUUAAGUAAACGUGAGAUUCGAAUUCGUGGGUGUAACGAUUCAAAGAAAAAAAAAAACAUGCUAGCGUUACUGGAAGGAAUGUUAUUACUGUUGGUAUACGAAGCAUAUGGCCAUCGUCAACAAUUUAGUAUUGCUAUGACGAAACUGAAUCCAUCCGAGGGGGUAGAUCGAGAUUCUGAUAGAUCUCCGAUUUGCGAGCAUCCAACUUUCUGCGAAUUUAUCCCGAAUUAUCCAUCAGAACUAGUAAGAAGUGCGUUACAGAAUAAUCCUUACAUUCGAUUCUAUACGAACGGCGACGAGCUAGAUACACCUUCGCGCCCGGAAGACGAGCCAGAAGAACAACCGCUUUGCGUGUCUUCGGAGCAAAUUGUAUUUCCUAAGAUUGCUCUGACUAAAGACAAGGAUUGGAAAUAUAUUAUAAACCACGAAAACUGGACGCAAAGUGUACGCGUCGAAACAUGUAUCGACGAAGACAAGCCAUGCAGGAUGAUCGAGGGCUUCGCCGAAGGCUACGUUACGAAGUGCAGGCAAAAGUACCUUCACCGUCAACUUUGGGCAGUAGCCGAAAAUGGUUCGAUAAGUCGUGAAACCUUUCGAUUUCCAGCCAGUUGUUGCUGUCACAUCGAAUUUCAAGGCGUCAAAUUUUUGAAGGCGUACAGACAUUAACCGAAUCAUUGAAUAGCGUACUGUUAAAUGUAAAUAAUUACGGAUUGUUUAAAUAUCGAGUAUAGAUUUUAAGCUACAUUCGGAAAUGCGAACGCACUGGUAUUUUGAAGGCGGAACAAUGUGUCCUCAGAAAUGAAUUCAUUGUAAGAAAUUUGUUAACUUGUUUACUUUAGAUCACGUGAUCAGAACAAUGUAAUUGUCAAACAAUUUUUUUCUUAUUGUUUAAAAUACAUAAAUAGAUACGAGGUGUGUACGAUUCUAUUAAAUUGAACACCUGACGUUCGCUUCAACCGUUAUGAUGCUUAUAGAAAUUUGUGUUUAAUGAGCGUUUAUCUUCUUAUAUCGACAAUUACUUUUUAUUGUAUUCUACUUUCAACUUAGUGGUAGCUCACCGAGGUCGUUACAAUUUUCACUGAAAUAUUUAUUUGUAUCUACAGUAGACAUCGUGUUAAUGCUGUGCCUUUCACAUGCUGUGCCUUCUUAUUCUUCUUCGAUUCAUGUUUUGAUUUGUACUGCUUUAUCGCUAUAUAACGAUUUCUCUCGCUUCAAAUCAAUUCAUCCUCUAAUAAUUUAUGUAUACACUUUCAUUCAAAAAUUUGGAGCAUUCUUCUAUUAGAAAAUAAAUGGAUCAAACAACGUGGUUCAUAAAAGAAAUUUUCAGUAAAAUUAUUUUAUUGAAAAUUUAAAUUGUAAGCAUGUUUAAUUUAAUAAAAUUCUUUUAGGAUUGAUUAGUAUUGAACUAGCUAAAAUUUGAUCAAUUUUGUUAGAAGAAUAAUUCCUCGUUAUGUCUAAGUUGAAGCUAAUGACGACAGAAAUGACCAUCGUAAGAGGAUAUAGUACAAUAGGAAAAUUAUACAUGGGGGUAGUCAGGAAACGAUCAAAUUCAUGAGAACGUAUUAUACCUACAAUACGUUGUACUGUUCGGUAUAAUCAUCUC
Molecule: messenger RNA, 2093 nt
Organism: Hylaeus anthracinus
Lineage: Eukaryota; Metazoa; Arthropoda; Insecta; Hymenoptera; Colletidae
Gene: spz
Product: protein spaetzle
Exons: 6
Coding region: 548-1156 (202 amino acids)
Biological process (GO): innate immune response; central nervous system formation; regulation of Toll signaling pathway
Cellular component (GO): extracellular region
Molecular function (GO): growth factor activity; Toll binding
Source: RefSeq, a predicted model, not a curated record